ACGUAUGUAGUCGACACUUGACACACUCAGUAGAGGAGGUAAUCUGUAUGCAAGUAUUUUCUUCGCUUCUUGUCGACUUUGUUACUGUUAUCUUUAUUCACUGCAUUCCGCACACUUCUCUGUGUCGUGUUCGUUCUUAGCUAGUCCGCGUGAUAUAUUUUGACCCUAACCCUGAGCCUAGGAAAAAAGGUCAACGUACGCCGAUAGACUGGAUGUCGAUUUUGUCGUCUGCUUGAAGUAUCAUCGCUUUAAUCAGAACAUUUUUUCAAAGGCAUAAUUCACUAUGGAACUGGAGCUGCCGGCUGUGGUUGAAGACGUCCCGACACCUUGUUUCUUACUGGACGUGGACCGAGUGAAGGCCAACAUCGCGAGGAUGCAGGACACUUGUCAAAGACUAGGAGUGGCACUGCGUCCUCACACCAAGACACACAAAACUCUGGAAGUGGCGGACAUGGUGACCAACGGCCAGAAACGCAAAAUCGUCUGCUCCACCAUCGCCGAGUGCAACUUUUAUGCAGACGCCGGAUACGACGACAUUCUGCUGGCGUUCCCUGUGACAGCCAACAAGAUUGCAAGGUACGCUCAACUAGCCAAUCGUCUCCAGGAAUUUCACCUCCUGCUCAGCUCUGUGGAGAAUCUCGGGUGCCUGAGGGACGCUGCCUCUCGUCUGGAUGCGGGUAAAAUCUGGUCAGUCUUCAUUGAGGUGGACACCGGCUAUGGCAGAAGUACCUGGGAUCCCAUGGGCCAGCGAGACGUGGUGCGGGUGGGCCGCUGUCUGUGGGAGGAGCCGUGUUUCCGGUUCCGGGGAGUAUACACUCACUGUGGGGAGAGCUACGAAAAGAUGGCGCCGGACGCACGUGCGGCUGAUCAGGCCACUGUGACGGCCAGACUUCAGGACAUCGCCUCCAGGCUGCGGACAGCAGGCAUUGACGUGCCUGAGGUCACCACUGGCUCCACGCCCACGUGCAGUAUGGCUGGCGACGUGCUGAGGGCUGUGGAUCAGUUUCAUCCGGGCAACUUCGUCUUCUACGAUUAUGAAAACUACUUGCUUGGCUCCUGUAAACUGUCGGACAUCGCCUGCUGCGUGGCCACCCGGGUGGUGUGUCAGCGGCCUGACCUGGAUACCCUGGUGGUCGACUGCGGCUUCACGGCCCUGGGACACGACGGCAUGCGGCAGCGACCUGACGACUUUUGCGUCAUCAAAGACCACCCCAACCUCCGUGUCGUGGGAAUGUCUCAAGAGCUAGGAAAGGUGAAAGCAAAGGAGGGACAACUAGAUUUUGACCGAUACACAGUCGGCACCUUGUUGUUCAUCUACCCGUAUCACGCUUGUGCCACUGCAGCCAUGCACCAGCGGUAUAUCGCUCACUCAGGGGACACAGUCGUUGGUGUAUGGAAACCUGUCAAGGGCUGGUAGUCGAGCAGAAACUUCAUCUCACCCUAGCGUCACGUGCAGUCAACCAGCUGUAAACGUCACCUGAAGCUCCUCGCAGCUGACCAUCUGAAAAAGUUUCUUCCCUUGAUUUUCAUAAAAAUUAAUUUUUAACUUUCACAAGUUUGUCUGACGAUGUCCAGGAGACCAAACAAAAUGUAAAUAUUUGAAAUCUGUGUGAUGCUGUUGAGUGUCAGACCAAAUGUUCAGGAUGUAAACGUCACAAAUUAGGUUUGAUAUUGUCCCACAGCAGAGCAACCAGAACACACAAGUAAAAGGUUUGUCUGACGUUGUCCAGUGUAGCUCUGUAGCAAAUAAUCAGAAUGUAAAGAGUUGAAUUUGUCUGACAUCGUAGAGCGAACGUCAACACUUAACAAACGUCAACAUCGCCAUCGUCCUUGUACCACACUCCUAACGACAUUUCACGUGGUGCCGGUGCACGUUUGUUUGUUUGGGUUUUUUCCUGUUUUGUUUGUUGAUUUGACCUGGUUUAACGUAGACGCUCCCGAAAGUCGGGAGUUUAUGAUGUUAUUGUUAUCUGCUUGAUGUCACUUACACAGUAAUCAAAAACUUUAGUGAGGGCCACUGACGGUUAGAGUACUGAAUGUGGCAAUAAAUAAACCCAGCAACCUUGA
Messenger RNA from Pomacea canaliculata, 2067 nucleotides. RefSeq names its product D-threo-3-hydroxyaspartate dehydratase-like. The coding region runs from base 284 to 1417 and encodes 377 amino acids. Gene Ontology annotation, biological process: D-serine catabolic process. Gene Ontology annotation, molecular function: D-serine ammonia-lyase activity. The transcript has 9 exons. Lineage: Eukaryota; Metazoa; Mollusca; Gastropoda; Architaenioglossa; Ampullariidae. The record is from RefSeq and is a predicted model, not a curated record.